Molecule: messenger RNA, 1860 nt
Organism: Mollisia scopiformis
Lineage: Eukaryota; Fungi; Ascomycota; Leotiomycetes; Helotiales; Mollisiaceae
Exons: 5
Coding region: 1-1860 (619 amino acids)
Biological process (GO): cellular response to iron ion starvation; reductive iron assimilation
Cellular component (GO): high-affinity iron permease complex
Molecular function (GO): ferroxidase activity; copper ion binding
Source: RefSeq, a predicted model, not a curated record
AUGUACCAGCAAGGAGCUGUUCCAACAACUUCAUCAUCAUCAAUUAUCGUGUCCUCGACCAGUUCUACCCAGGGGUCAUCUACGUCGCCUGUAUCCAGCGGAACCUCCUCAUCCUCGCACGUGACUACCUCCUCUUCAUCAUCAUUAGGAUCAUCCACAGCGUCGUCGACCAUCAAGACCAGCUCGACCAGCACAACUUCAAUAGUUAAAGGCACAGCAACCAAUCCAAUUCCCGUCCGAAGGACCUUCAACUGGAACAUCACGUGGGUCAAUGCUUCACCAGAUGGUUUCAGCAGACCUUUUGUUGGCGUCAAUGGUGAAUGGCCUCUUCCACCAAUUCUAGCUGACAUCGGAGACACUAUCAUAAUCAACGCUUACAAUGGUCUUGGAAAUGAGACUACGUCUAUCCAUAUGCACGGAUUGUUCAAUGCCAAUAAUACAUUUGAGGACGGUUCUGCUAUGGUUGCUCAAUGUCCCAUUGGGCCUGGAGAAACUUUUGUCUACGAAUAUGUGCUCGCCCAAUCCGGUACCUAUUGGUAUCACGCACAUGUUGGAGGUCAAUAUAUCGAUGGUUUCCGUGGUCCCGUGGUCAUCAGAGACGCCAACGCAUUGAACAACUAUGGCAAUAUUGAUGAGGAGUAUAUCCUGUCCCUCACAGAUGUGUACCACGUCGAAGCGCCCUACCUGAUCAACUACUUCCUGUCCGCAAACAAUACAAGUGGUGCCGAGCCUGUACCAGACUCCGCCCUGAUCAACGAAGCGCAAAACGCACAAUUCGCCAUCACACCUGGCAAGACAUACUUGUUCCAUGUCGUCAACAUGGGUGCUAUCGCUGGACAAUUCCUCCAAUUCGAUCAACACAACAUGACGAUCAUUGAAGCAGACGGUGUAUACACUCAGCCGUAUGUGACGGAUCAAAUCUUUGUGGCUGUUGCGCAGAGAUAUUCCGUUUUGGUUCAAGCUCUACCGACUGCGACUGAGAACUUUGCGAUUGUCAGUCAGUUCGUGACUGAUAUGUUUGACGAGAGUGUUACACCCGCUGGACAGAACCCUACUUGUACUGCUUUCCUCGUCUACAAUUCUGCUUUGGCUAUGCCAGCACCCUUCACCUUGACCCCACAACCAUGGUCCGACACUGUUCUCGUCCCCUGGGAUCAGCAACCCCUCUGGGACUCAGACAACGUGCAAUACACCUACCUAACAGUUGACUUCGCUACCAAUGACUGGGGCUCCAACCGCGCCAUGGUCAACGGCCAAACCUACCUCUCGCAACUCGUCCCCACCUUCUUCACAGCCCUGACCGCACCAUCGGAAUACCAAAUGAAUACCGCCAUCUACGGCCAAGUGAACCCGCAAAUCCUCCCCUUCGGCCAAGUUAUCGAGAUCGACCUAAACAACCACGACACCCGCGCCCACCCUUUCCACUUACACGGCCACACCUUCCAGAUCAUCAACCGCGCCGGCGACGAGCCGCAAUGGCCCGGCCUCGACUCCAUCCCCGCGGCCCCCAUGCGCCGCGACACCGUCGUCGUGUACCCCGGCGUCGGCGUCACGCUUCGCUUCAUCGCUAAUAACCCAGGUGUCUGGCUGUUCCAUUGUCACACGGAAUUCCACGUCGAAGCCGGCAUGACGGCGACGUUCAUCGAGGCCCCCGAUGUGAUGGUCGCGCGCAAACCGUAUAUCCCCAAUAGUCACAAGACGGCGUGCGACAGUCAGAAUAUCCCUAGAUCAGGGAACGCUGCGGGGAAUUCGGCGGAUUGGACGGAUACCACUGGCGCACCGACCGAUAGUAGUCAGACGUACUAUGGGGCGUUGAUUAAUGGGCCGACGUGGAAUCCUUACCAAGGGGGGAAACCUUAG